This is a messenger RNA of Periconia digitata, 990 nucleotides long. Lineage: Eukaryota; Fungi; Ascomycota; Dothideomycetes; Pleosporales; Periconiaceae. The record is from the annotation of a GenBank genome assembly.
GUAUUUACUUUGUGUUUUGGUGCGAGGACUGUAUACAUGUAGUUGGCCGAUCCCAUACCCGGGAUUCAGUACUUUCCAGCCCUGGAUUCUCGUGCAAGUGUAGAUAAGGGCUCGGGACUUUACCCCAAUUCCUCUGAAUGAAGAGAUAAUGCCAUGCCAACUCAUUUUUAAGCACGUAGAUGUUGUCCAAAGAUGUCAACGUCUGUUAGCGUAUCCCCAAACUACCCAAUGUAGCCUAGGACAACGGACUUUAGGGUACCCAAGCUCCGUGGCAUGAUAUCAUCGGAGCGUGAAAUGAGUAAUACACUAUUCAAAGAAAUUUGUUCAAACUCCAUUCCCACAUGUUCCACUGCUCUCGCGACAAUCAACAAACUACCCUGUCCUCCGAAGUCAUCGGUGUACCCUUAUCGUCAAUUCUUCAUGGCAUCUCAAUCGAGCAUAAUCUGGCCGGACCACUUCCUCCCCGGCACAACAGACAAUUUCGUCUCCAAUGAAACAAUCGCCCGGGGAAUCUCAGCAAGCCAGAUCUGGAGUUUGCUAUCAGACAUCUCAAAAUGGGAGACUUACUACAAAAACUGCGCCCAAAUCACCGCUCCAGACUCCGGCCCCACCCUACAAAAAGGAAACAUGUUCAAAUUCAGCACCUUCGGUUUCCCCCCGCUCACAUGCACCGUAGAAGAAUACGUUGAGCCAGCCAGAAACACACCCGGACGAAUUGCUUGGUCCAGCAAGACAGAUGAGGGGUUGGAGAUCUACCAUGCUUGGGUUGUUGAAGAUAUCGAGAAGGACCGGGUUAGAAUCCUUACGCAGGAGAGUCAAAUUGGGCCGAUAUUCGAUAAGUGGGCGAUGGAGAAACCGAAUAAGAUGCUUCUAGGGCAUCAGGAUUGGUUGGAUGGAUUGGUGCAUGCGGCGAGGGGUGAGGAGGUGGGAUAUACGAAUUUGGAGAGUGUGAAUUUCCCUGUGAGAACGCCGCAUCUUUCCGAAUACUAG